AUGGUCACUGUGAUCCCCACUCCUGUCCAGAGCGCGCAGGACGGCAGGAGAGAAGCAGUGCCUAAAUCGAAGAAACUUGUUUCUUCAAACCCUUCAGGCAGUGAUCCUGACCGCGAAGUUGAGAAAAGGUUAAAGAGGAAAGAGCAAGUUGUUCCAGAUAAACCUGUGAAGAAGCAAAAGUCUGUUGAGACUUCGAGAACUCUGACAUCUUCCAAGCACAUGGAGCAAUGGAGCCAGCUGAAGGACCAGAUCUCUCACAUAAACGAGGCAGUACGAAAGCGGUAG
Messenger RNA from Meriones unguiculatus (Mongolian gerbil), 285 nucleotides. RefSeq names its product activated RNA polymerase II transcriptional coactivator p15-like. The transcript is spliced from 2 exons. Lineage: Eukaryota; Metazoa; Chordata; Mammalia; Rodentia; Muridae. The coding region runs from base 1 to 285 and encodes 94 amino acids. The record is from RefSeq and is a predicted model, not a curated record.